AUUUAUCAUGCAAACACCGGAAUGAUGUGCAGAGAGAGAGACCCCCCCCCAGGUGACGAGGCCCUACGCUAUUCUUAGUUUAGGUACAGGCCUGACUGACUUUACUAAACAUUGGUAUAAUUUGCUUAAUUCUGACGGCAGACGCAGAUUUGUUCCUUUGUUUGUUUCUAUCUAAACUAACUUUUAAUUACCUGAAAACAGAAAAAUAUUUUCUUUUGAUUAACUCAGAAUAAGCCUGUCAUUCAUGCAUAGGCAUGCCGCCAUCUUGGAUUUUUGCAUUUUGCAUGUUUGUAUGGUACCACACAAAAAUCCACUGGUUGCCACAGUUAUCACCAGGGAAAUGAGCGUCAAAUUCUCGAACUGCCUGUCCCUUUAAUUCUCUUUCGGGCAUCAUCAGACUCAGUCUCUGUUUCUAGAACUCUCACAUGAAUCCUUCUGUCCUCCUCACGGCUCCUCUCCUGACUGUCUUCAGGAUGUGGUAUUCUGAUCUCGGUUGGCGAGCCCAUCACUCACAGGAAAGCUGACAACAUUGAGGGUAAAUAUGGAGUCUGGAUGCAGGACCCUGAGGCCGUCUCCCCAUACGGACCCAACAUGAUCUGGAGGAUUGACACGGUCGGCUCUGAUGUCAGGAAGCUGUUUGGCUACGACGACAUGGUCCAACUCUCCAAAGGCUUCCCGUCCAAGGUCUUGCUGUUGCCAGAGCAGGUGGAGAGCACGGGCGCCACUCUGUACCGCGGCUCCCUCUACUAUCAGAGACGUCGCAGUCGUACCCUGAUCCGUUAUGACCUUGCCUCUGAGAGUAUUGCAGCCCGCCGUGACCUCCCCCACGCUGGGUUUCAUGGACAGUUCCCUUACUCGUGGGGCGGCUACACAGACAUUGACCUCUCUGUGGAUGAGCAGGGUCUGUGGGCCGUCUAUUCCACCAGCAAAGCCAAAGGCGCCAUCAUGAUCUCUCAGCUCGACCCACACAGCCUGGAGGUGAAGAAGAGCUGGGAAACUCAAAUCAGGAAGAUCUCUGUAGCCAACUCCUUCAUCAUCUGUGGAAAGCUGUACACAGUGGCGAGCUACACGGCACCCAACACCAUGAUCAACUACAUGUAUGACAUGGCGACCAGCCAGGGGAAGCCCGUGUCCAUCCCCUUCAAGAACAAACACCACUACAACAGCAUGAUCGACUACAACCGUGCCCAGAGGAAGAUCUUCGCCUGGGACAACUUCCACAUGGUGUCGUAUGACGUCCAACUGGGACGCCAGCAGGCGAACUAAUGCCGCCACUGGGGACUGUUAGCGUGAUUCCUGCCCUCCUGUUCCUGCUUCAGAGACUCCGAGCUUCAGAGCAUGUGUAGUAGAAGUUUAAAACCUGAUCCGUAUCGACAUGUAGACGAGCGAGGACUGGACUACCAGUAAGACGAAGACAUUAGUGGAACAGUGCCCCCUGCAGGUCUGCUUUUCUUUCUUCAGUAGGAGGGGCUUUUAUUGUGGCGAGCUCUACAAAGAUGUAUUACAGAGGAAUUAUUUUUGUACUGCCUUUAUCAGAUGUAUAAUUUUGUUCUGUUAUUAAAGUAUAAAUGAAUAUUUUUGGUCUGAUCAUUAAUCAGUUCUGUGGGAUAAUCAAUGAACAUGAUUUACUGCUCAAACUCCUGAUGUAUCCAACACAGAUAGCUCUGUCUCCUCAGCCAAUCCACAUCUCCUGAAUCAAAUACUGUCACUCAGCAUGUUCUGAAUGUUGCAUGUUCUUGGAUACAGUAGUCCACAUAGAGAUGUAAUGUUCACAACAACCAAUAAAGAAAAGGUA
Molecule: messenger RNA, 1795 nt
Organism: Cheilinus undulatus (humphead wrasse)
Lineage: Eukaryota; Metazoa; Chordata; Actinopteri; Labriformes; Labridae
Gene: myoc
Product: myocilin
Exons: 2
Coding region: 553-1266 (237 amino acids)
Biological process (GO): osteoblast differentiation; signal transduction
Cellular component (GO): Golgi apparatus
Source: RefSeq, a predicted model, not a curated record